Heterocephalus glaber (naked mole-rat) is the source of this 5115-nucleotide messenger RNA. It is a transcript of the gene Mapk1ip1l, whose product is annotated as mitogen-activated protein kinase 1 interacting protein 1 like. The record is from RefSeq and is a predicted model, not a curated record. NCBI's taxonomy places the organism in Eukaryota, Metazoa, Chordata, Mammalia, Rodentia, Bathyergidae.
GACAGGAAGGGGCUGGGCUUCGCAGUGGGCGCUUCCGGUUCCGGCGCCAGGAGGAGGGCGCGCUGCUAGUGCCGCCGCCGUCGUCCGUCAGUCAGGCUGCGCCCGCGUCUUCCGAAGCCGGUUCCGUGGGACCCAUCGCCGUUGCUGCGCCGCGCCGCGGGCUCGGAUCCUGCCAGAUCAGAGACGCCACCUCUCCGAAUGUCCUUCCCAUCCUGCUCAUGUCCCCAAAGCCCUGCUCUGCCUGGCUCAUAGGUUCCAGUGAGUGUCUGAAUAAAGGAAGAUGUCUGAUGAGUUUUCGUUGGCAGACGCGCUCCCCGAACACUCCCCCGCCAAAACCUCUGCAGUGAGCAACUCCAAAUCCAGCCCAGCGCCCCAGGGCUGGCCCAGCUCCAGCCCCUGGAACAACCCGAGCGCUCCGCCCUCCCUGGCGUCCGGACCCCCGCCGAGCGUGACACCCUCCACCGGGCCUUUUGGAGCCACACCCCCAGGAAUGUACCCCUCCGUGCCUCCUGCUGGACCGCCCCCGGGACCCCCGGCCCCCUUCCCUCCGUCUGGACCCUCGUGCCCCCCGCCCGCGGGCCCUUACCCCGCCCCGGGCACGGGGCCGUACUCCACCCCAAACAUGCCCUUCCCGGAGCUCCCCAGGCCCUACGGCGCGCCCGCAGACCCGGCCGUGGGCCCCUUAGGUCCGUGGGGCUCCGUGUCUUCUGGAUCUUGGGCGCCGGGCAUGGGGGCGCAGUAUCCCAGCCCCAAUAUGCCCUAUCCUCCGGGGCCGUACCCCGCUCCUCCGCCCCAGGCCCCGGGCACAGCACCUCCCGUUCCGUGGGGCUCGGUGCCACCAGGAGCCUGGGGGCCACCGGCACCAUACGCCGGCCCCGCAGGCUCGUACCCCACACCAGGACUCUACCCUGCCGCCAGCAACCCUUACCAAGUGCCUUCAGGACCCUCUGGCGCUCCACCGAUGCCUGGUGGCCCCCACUCUUACCAUUAAGUUAACAAUGGACGAAGAGAUGACGCUUUGCUUUUUGAAGUACAUACAUGUGCACAUGAAUGCAUAUAUAAAAACUCCCAGUCUCUCUAUUAGAGGGCAUUCAUGAAAGAACAACUCUUGCGCCUCUCAGAAGAUAUCUGCCUCUUGUACUUGGAUAUGUAGUGCAUCGAAUGGAUACAAUCAGAUGUAAAUGUAGAAGUAAAUUGAGCAGAUGUGAUUUUUAUUUGGCUUUCAUGGAAAGUUAAAGUGAUUAUAUUGAAUAGCUCAUUGCUAAAUUUUAAAUUUUGAAACCACACACUUAAAAAUGUAAGAUAAGGAUUAUUGUUGAAAUAAUUUGCCAGUGAAGUUGUAGAUUCUAGGUAUUUUUCUAUAACGUCUUUUACCCCUAAAUAACUGAGAGGUUUGUUUUUUUUUUUCGGUACUGGGGAUUGAACUCAGGACCUUGCGCUUGCGCGGCAGGCAUCAGAACCACUGAGCUAAAUCCCCGGCCCUAAAUAACUAUGAAAACAAUCACAUUUUAUUCUAAAUAAAUGAUGCCCCUUAGCAUUUUGAGCUGCUGUCUGUGGAUUAAAUAAAUCUAGGCAUGCUAGGGUUAUUUUUUGGAUAUACAUUGUCAGGUGUCACAUUCAUCAUCCAGCCACCGUUCAUCUUUAUCCUUGAGCUAUUAGUAAAAAUCUUUUAUGCCACAUGGGUCACUAACAUGUGCCAUUUAUGAAACUGGUUUUUUCACUCAGUGCUGGUGAUGGAAUCCAGGGCCUUGCACAUGCGAGGCAGGCUUUCUACCACUGGGCUCCUCUCCAGGCCUGACUUUGUCCUUUUAAUCCAGGCCACGUGUGUGUCAAUUACAUUCUUAGAGAACCAGCGCUGUGCUUGACGGUGGAUUGUGAGGUGUAUGUUGUUUUGUUUUGUUUUUUGGUACCGGGGAUCGAACUUGGGUCCUUGCGCUUGCAAGGCAGGUGGCAGAACCACUGAGCUAAAUCCCCAGCCCAUGAGGUGUAUGACUGGGAAGAGCUCGAGGAAAGAAUUCUCUCCUUUGUUUUAAACCUUAAACAAGUAAGACCUAGGAAUUGCUUCUUCCAAGUGAUUUUAAUUCUCGAAGAACCUAAGGCAGAUCCCGUGCCAGGCUCUUCCCUGCAGCCUCCCUGUCCCCCCAGUUCCCCAGGAGCACAGAGACUGGCACACACGGGGCUCUGUUAGAGCAGAGCAGUUGUGCUUGGAGAGCCCAAGUCAGACAGGCAUGGCAGCGUCUUUGUGCAAGUGGAGUCCAAAGCUUACCUGUGUUUCAGUCUGGUUAGGUCAUGUCACUGCUCUUGCAGUUUCCCCAAUCUGUGAAGUGUUCAUGGCUGACAAUUCAGUUCUUUGUUGACAGGCAGAUAAAUAGAAUUGAGUAUCCUCUUUGAAAAAGUUACUUUAGUUCUAACACUGAAAAUAAUAGACUGUAGAUUUCCACAGCUGAGUUUGAAGCAGUGACCAUGUCGUUUCGAUAGUGUUUAUAAUACAGAAGAGCCUCAGUAGCUUUUUGCCACCUUGUCUUUGAGUCAAAGUCCUAGGCUUGGGGUAGACGUGACCUUAUUUUAUCAGAUAACAUUUUGAAUGUAUCCAUUGGGUCUCUAAAAUGUAUUGUGAAUUUCUCAGAUGCAUAUAAGAAAAGAUUUAUGCUGGAGAUGUUUUUACUUUGAAAUAAAAUAUUCAGUAGUUUACCUUUCCUAUAAUUAAAAUGUCAAUUGCUGCCCAUACCAUGGUUUGAUAGCUACCUCCUUAUAAGAAAAUAAGAUAGUCACCUUUGAGAGGAACAUUUAGCAUUCAAGCCUCCUUUAAGUAGUGGAUAGAUCCUGUGUUCAGAAUUGACCAAGGUAGAAACUAAUUUGUUCAGAUAAUAUCAGAUUGACAUGUUCUUAGGCAGAUCUUACACAGUGGCAAAAGUAGACAGAUUGCUUUCACUUCUUUGCAAGGACCGAUGAGAGCUAUUCAUAAUACCCUAGAACAACUCAGCGCAGCCCAGCCGCCUGUCUACAAGCCGGGUAACUAGGUAUCCUACAUAGUUAAAUUACCCAUUAGUCAGUUAACCAGCAGGAUAGGAAGGAAAGUGAGGUGACAGCAAAGAUACCUCUGUUCAUAGCUAUCUUGGUUGUCCUGCCUUGGAAUACAUUAACAGCUCUGGCUUUAGAUGCAGGAUUUAACAUAACGCUAAGGAUAUAGAACAGAAGGGUUAGCACAUGCCAGAAUCUAUAAUCAUGGUGUCCAUGGUUACAGGAAAAAAAUCUUUUUGCUAAAGGAUUUGAAGGGCCAUAAACCCAAGAUUUGAGACACCACACCCAAGAGGAGAGAGUAACUUUGCUGGUGACCCAUCCUGCCCACUGUUUGCUGACACGGCCACGCUAACCAUUGGCCUACCUUCCUCGCCUGCGGUGGUGGUGGACCUGCAGUUAGCUGGCAGCAUCUCGGUUCCUCUUGGGCACUGAGCCAGAAAGUGCUUUCACGAUCAGGGUAGAGUCAAGAAAAGCAAAAGCGUCAGUGGACAGAUAGGAAAAAGCAUCCAGAGGAUUUUCCCUUCUUUCUAAAGGAACACUGGUUUCCAAAAUAAGUCAGGCUAGGCUGCCAUUGGUUUAUGGAAGACGGCUUGUUAGCAGGCAGGCUCGGUCAUAAUGCAGAUUAUAGAUAUGCUGAUGUUUGGGCUUUAGACAAGAGUUUUUAAAUAAGUUUGAUUGAGAUUGUUGAUGCGUUCUGAAGUUAGUCUUAGGUUUUGAAAUGCUGAGCCCCAAAAUGACCAUGCAGAUGAAAGCCUAGCCCCAAGUCCACAUCCCCACUUAGCAAGAAUGCUGCUCACAGGAAGGCUUCAAACUCUGGACUGUCUGCUGCAUCCCUGCCACCUCUGAGUAGUGAUGUCGUGGUCAUCUGGGAAGAUGCACAUUCUCAGGCUAGGGACACCUCACUCAUCUGUCCCUUGCACUGAUUGUCUUCAGGCCGAGAAAGAGGUCUCUCAGAGCAGUCACCACCGAAUGAGCUCUCCGAAGUCAGCUCGCCUGCGACGUGUAUUACCUCACAAAGUUAGUGCUACACCUUUGUCCUCGAACGUAGGCUCUGAAAACUCGGUUAGAUGAAAGCAGCUCUGCUCCGCAUUGCACUUCGUUGUUCUGAGCAGUGCUGUGUCCUCCAGCGUCAGGGCUGCGGGCUCUGGAAGUGGGCCUAAGGCCAGACUGGCCUGGAGCACAUGGAUCAUCUGCUUAGGAAGGAAGUGGUGGGGCUCCGCUCAGGGAGGACAAUCGGUAAAGCAGUGCAACAGACAGCCACUGUUCUAUUUUCAGAACUCUGCCAAACUGAAAACAUUUGCCAAACAAAACAAAAUUUGCCAAUACAAUAAAAUGAGCAGUAUUAGAGUACCACGCGAGCUUCUGGCCACAGAAAACAUCUGAGGACUUCACGCAACAGACCAAGUGUCUGAUCCUGGUGCUAGGCCAGAGGCCACCCCGUCUCCAAAGGGACGUGCUCUUGGGGACUUUUGAGUUCCCACCCACCCAGGCUCGGGACCUGGCAGGGAGCAGCAGGACACCUGCUGCUGCGGGCUCUAGUCGGGCGCGUUAGAAAGGGCCAUGCGCUCACAGGUUUCUUUCACUUACACUAUUUUCCAAGAUUGCCACGUGAUCACUGCAGCCCUCCAGUGUGCAGACGAGUGGGAGUCUCCUCUCCCGGAUGAAAGCUUGUUCACUGCCUGUGACUUAGGAGCAGAUGUGGAUUUCUGGCCAUUAAGUAGACUUCUUAUGUGUGCUCUAUAUAAAAGUUUUAUAGUUUUUUCUUUCUUGUAAUUGUGAUUUUUUUUCAUUGGCUUAAUAACAAGUUUAACGUAUGUAACUGACUUUGCAUUUUAAGUUAAACUGCCCAAAAUGUGAUUGGAGACAUACACAUUUGUUUGUAUUACGAACUGGUAGAACUGUAAAGCAAUCUGUUUGUAACGUUAGGUUUCAUUACCUGCUGCUGUAUUUGUAAACGACAAAUGUUGCUUUAAGAAGUAAUUAUAAUUAGGAACAGACUAUGGAUGUGAUACUUGAUAUUUUUUAAGAUAAACUUGUUUGCUUUUGUGUACUCUACCUGUAAGCUUUUUUUAAAAAUGUAUUUUUAUGGUUUCA